AUGGCUCCUGCCGACUGCACUAAUCCCAGAAACGUGGCGCAAAUCGAAGAUGGCAUUGGAGACAAGAUUGGGAUGUUGGCUAGAGGUGUGACAGUGUUCAUCGCCAGCGCUGUCAUCGCCUUCGCGUUCAGCUGGCGCAUCACCCUCGUAUGCAUUAUGGACGGUCCUGUGAGUGCCAUAACCAUGGCCAUCAUGUCACGGCUGUCCUCACCGUCCAUGCAAGCAAUGAUGUCAGUUUCUGGUGAAGCUGGCGCAAUCGCGGAGAAGCAGUGA
Molecule: messenger RNA, 273 nt
Organism: Ostertagia ostertagi
Lineage: Eukaryota; Metazoa; Nematoda; Chromadorea; Rhabditida; Trichostrongylidae
Source: the annotation of a GenBank genome assembly